Dendronephthya gigantea is the source of this 4129-nucleotide messenger RNA. RefSeq lists its product as uncharacterized. The transcript has 4 exons. NCBI's taxonomy places the organism in Eukaryota, Metazoa, Cnidaria, Anthozoa, Malacalcyonacea, Nephtheidae. The coding region runs from base 3 to 4028 and encodes 1341 amino acids. Gene Ontology annotation, molecular function: [protein-PII] uridylyltransferase activity; protein binding. The record is from RefSeq and is a predicted model, not a curated record.
CAAUGGAACCUACAGCAAACAAUAAAUCGACUCAAGAUAAACCUGAGCAUGAACGCGACGAGAGUUCUGCCUUCGAUGAGCAACUCUCUAAAGGAAGCAUCGCCCUUUCCAAAGGUGAUCUGGCAACGGCCGAGUUACACUAUGCAGCAGCACUUAAGUUGGUAUAUCAGGGCGAAAACGAGAAGGAAAUGAGAAUGUGCUUUGAGAACCUUGGCAACAUCUACUUAGAGUAUGGUAAAAUGAACAAAUGCGGAGAAAGUUUCGCAAAAGCAACAGCGUUAUACAACUCUGCGCUAUCAAGGCUCCAGAAUACUGAGACGAAACUUCGGACCCACUUAAUUUCAUGUAUUAAGGAAUCAGAGAGACAUUUUUUGUGUUCUGUUCUCGAUGAUUACUCACCAAUAGACUUUCCUAAUUAUGACAAUGACAUAAAACACAAAAUUUUGCUAGAGAAUAUCCGUGAUGAGUGCAAAGAAAUAAUUCGUCAAGUUGACAUUGAGUGCGACCCAGGGUUAAUGCCGCUAAACCCAGAAAAACGCACGGAACUAGAAGAAAAACGAACAAAGUUAAUAUCAACUCUUUUCCGAAAGAUAUCAGACAGAAUGGUGAACUUUAUUAAAAUGUUGAUUGAAGAAUGCAUAUCAGUUUUGGGCGACGCACCCUGUCGAUUCGCUGUGAUUGGACUUGGGUCUUUGGCUCGAAACGAAAUGACUCCUUAUUCUGAUUUGGAGUUCGCAAUUCUACCGGGAGAUUAUGCAAAAAUUGAGUCCAAUCUGGUGUAUUUCCGCAACAUUACGCGCUAUUUUCAUCUGAAAGUUAUCAACUUGGGCGAGACGAUUUUACCUUCUAUGUGUAUCACCUCGUUGAACGAUUUCUACUCUGGCGAUCCAAAGCGCGUGUGGUUUUUUGAUGACGGUCCGAAAGGAUUUUCGUUCGAUGGAGAUUUGCCCUGGGCUAGUAAGUGUCCUUUUGGUCGAAAGAAAACGCAAACAAAGGAAGCACUUGAGCUGAUUAAAACGCCCAAAGAGAUGGCCGCAGUACAAUGCAAUCAGGUAGCUAUCAAGGAAGGCUAUCACUUGGCCGACGUCUUGGCUACCCCGAUGUUGAUCAUGGGCGACGAAGAACUCAAGGAAAUGUACGACAGUGAAGUUAAAGAAAUGUUACAAGCACCAUCAGAUCACGAUAUGUGGACAAAUGGCUCUAAAAGAGGUUUCGAGUCCUUGAGCGAUACGUUCCAGAAAUUUAGCGUCCAUGUAGACUGGCAUGAAGCCGGCAAAGUGUUUAAUGUUAAGAAGGAGCUCUAUAGGUUUCCUAGUCUGGUUCUGAACAGCCUGACCUUUUAUUACAAUCUAGACGCACACAAUACUUGGGAUGUUGUGGAUGAAAUGCAGAGAAAGCAGCUAAUCACAGAAUCAGAAGCUCAUCAUUUAGGUUUUGUAUCAGCAGUCGCAUCAGAAUUACGUCUUCGAUCUUACCUUGAGAAAGAUGAACAGAGGGAACGAAUAACAGGAUUACCCUCGGGCAUGGUUGAUUUGGACACGGCAAAAUCGGUCGCGGAAAAGGCAGCCCCUGGCCAUCGAAACAGAGUUGAGAAAGCUAUUCAUAUUCAUAAUCCAGAUGUCAUCUUUCGCUUCUUUAUGACCGUUUUGCCUCUUCAAAAAGCUAUUGAAGAGUUCUUGCUCAAGAAAUCGCCUAAUGAAAGGAACAUAUUUUCUGGCCACAAUCUUUAUGAUUCCAGCCCCGAAACGAAGGCAACUAUUCAUAUUCGCCUUAUGGAGUUCGAGGAAGCACAAUCGUGUCUGGAGGGUAUUGUGUCCCAAUUAGAGGAUGAUCUGGGAAAGGAAGACAUCGUGGAAACUCCAGGCCUCUUUGAAACACUUUCCGUUCUUGGAAACGUCUGUUUAGAGUUGGGUGAAGUUGCAAAAGCUGUGGAAUACCUGGAUAAGGCAGCUCAAAUCCUGGAAGUGAAGUACAAGGGCUUCACGGCCAACAUGGAGUUUGCCAAGUCGUAUAGUGACCGGGGAAAUGCCUAUGACUCACUUGGAGAAUACGAGAAAUCCUUGUCAUGCUACCAACAAGAUUUAUCCAUAAAGACAGCAGUUUUUGGAGAGAACUCACCUGGUAUUGAAAUCUCUUUCAGUGGCAUUGCCCGCGCUUAUCAGAGAAUGAAAGAUCUCGAGCAAGCUAUCUAUUUUUACGAGAAAGCUCUGAAGGUUUUCCAAGAGAUAGAUAAAACACGGGUACCAUCACGCUAUUGUGUUAUUCUGAACAAUUUGCUGUCAGCGUAUGCUGAACACGGUGACAUCGAUAAAGCCCUGGAUACAUAUAACGAACUAUUCGAAAUAAUAACGACGCUGUUCGGGACCGGUGUGAUCCAUCCAUAUUUGGCAGCGUCUCUUACCAACCUGGCAAGCGCGCAUCAUGACUCGGAUGAUUACAAGCACGCAACGGCUCUUUACGAACAAUCGUUAUCUAUUUGUCAGCGGUUGUAUGGUAGAAAUGAAGUGCAUCCAGAAAUUGCCAGCCUUCUCUAUAACCUCGGAUGUUGUUACUCAGGUCUUUCUGAUCAUGACCAAGCUAUUAAAUAUUUCACAGAAGCGCUGGGAAUGCAGAAAUUGCUCUACGGGAAACAAAUCUCGCACCCACACAUAGCAACUACGCUUAGUGGUCUUGGAUCAGCGUUGCUCGAUAAAAAGAAUUACAUGGGUGCAUUGGAAGCAUACGACGAAGCUCUGCAAAUUCAACGAUUAAUCAACAAAGAUAACUUCGCGCACAGGGAUCUUUGCGCUCUUUUGAACAAUCUUGGCUUCGUUCACACAGAGUUGGGUCAUUUUGACAAGGCUGCGGAUUACUUGGAAGAAGCCCACAAACUUUGGAUAAAAAUUUGCGUUGAUGGCAAACCUCACGAAGAUUUUGCAAGCUGCUUGAACAACUUGGGAAAUGUUCACCGAAACCUGGGGCAGUAUAAAGAGGCGUAUGAAUUUUGUCGUAGAGGAUUGGAAAUGAGGAGGUCAUUAUACGAAGGUAAAUCUGGCCUGAAACAAGCCCCAUUAGCAAAGUCCUUUAUUGAUACAGGACAUUGCUGCGUAAGUCUUGGUGAUAGCGAAAACGCACUAUCAUACUUUCAACGUGGUCUAGUGAUGCGCAAGGAGAUCAACGUGGAUGUCGCUGAGGCAUACAACGAGGUUGCUGGAGGCUAUAGUCGUUUAGGACGUCCACUGGAAGCGAUCAAGUUUUAUAAAGAAGUCAUUCGUCUUGACGAAGAGAAAUUUGGAGUUGGAAAAGUUCCCGAUUAUCCUAUGAGCGCAAACCUGUGUAACUUAGGAAGCGAGUACAUCGCCACAGAAGAAUUUGGAAAAGCCGCUGAGAUGCUGGAAAAGGCGUUGGAAAUUAUGAAAAGAAUGAAUAAGAACAGUGUAUCUGUUGAUCUUGCUGCAACACUUCACAAUUUAGGAACAGUGUACCGAAAUCUAAAGCAAUCCGAGAAGGCAUUGUCGUACCUAGAAGAAGCUCUAGCUAUGAAAAAACAACUUUACGGCAAGGAUAGAGCGCAUUUAGAAACUGCAAAGACUUUAACCAACCUUGGGAAUCUUUGCAUUCAACUUGGUAGAUUACAGCAAGCGAUCGAUUAUUUCUCAGAAUCGCUGCGCAUGAAAUACGCAUUAUAUGGUCCAAAUGCAACCCAUCAAAGUAUCGCUGUUACCCUUGGUAAUAUCGGCAACGUUUACUAUCAGAUGGGUGAAUACGAAAGUGCCGUAGCGUACAUCAAGGAUGCCCUGCAGAAAUUUGGCGAUGCAGAAUCUUGUAAUCGGGAAGUCGCGAUCAACUUGUACAAUCUCGGUCAAGCUUACGAAGGUCUAGCUGAUUUGCAAGCUGCGUGCGGAUGCUAUGAAAAAUCUCUCAAAAUCAUGGUUCAAGUAUUCGGCGAGUCACAUCCGUUAGUAAAAACAGUGCUCCUACGUUUUGUACGAAUUCGUAGUUUUGCGCAAUUACAAGCACAAGCAUCGCAAGCUAGCAAUUCAGGAUAGCUUGAAGUAAAAUUAAUAAUCCUUUAUCAGCUGAUAGUUUUAGCACAUAUAGAAUUAAAGUUAUUCCGAAAAAUUAAAGUAAUUCCUACACUCCUGUUAUA